AUGCGCCUCUGUCAGUUUAAGAUAGCGCCGUCGCUCAGUCGCGGCUUGCAGACUGCUCGACUUACUUCCCGUCCUCAUCGACAUUUUCAUAUUACGAACCAGGCAAGCCAACCUCGAAAACGCACUUUCUUCACAUCCAAUGUCUAUUUGUCCCAGAGCGCCGGCGAGCCUUCCAUUAGGCAACCUAAGUCCGAGAAUGACGACUCCUAUUUGCCUGCGUCACCCAAGCGCAAAGGCGUUCGAUCUGCAGGCGCAAAGAACUCUCUUCGUCGAGUUGCCAUCAUCGCUCAGCGACCUGCGCAACGAGACACAGAAGCUACAUCUGCGGGGCUCAUCGAUGCGUCCACCUCGACUUUGAUCAGUGCUGUGUGCGUCGCCGAGGCUUUCAACAUGAAAGCGGUCUUAAAUAUUCUCCAAGCGCAUGGGUUCGAUAUUGAUCCGGACCAAAGCGGAUUUGAAGCGAGCGAGGUGGUCCACGCGCGAGGUGUCAACGGCGGUGACAUAUUUGUGUUUCCCUCCGGGACGAUUGUUACUUGGGCGCUGCCCCCCGAUGUAGUCACGAAGCAGCUGCUGAGCGCGGCGGAAACACUCUUGAAGCCGGUCCUCCGGGAGGUGGAGGACUUGGAGUAUGUCUCCGACCCGAACAAGGAGACAAGUGGCAUGAAGGGCGACAUUGUGGUGCUGGGCACGAAGCUCGAGGAUAGAGACGGCGACAGACUUGACACAACCCUCGCCAAGAUUGCAUUUUCCUCCGGGCUUGCCAGGAGCACGAAACUCGCUGUGCUGGAAAGCGCACUGACAGCCUACUUCGAGAGCACCAGGAAGAUUCCGUCUCUGUUGUCGAAAGGGUCCGGACUGCCGCUAGGCAGAAAGUUCAUCUUGCAAAAGACGGGCGAGCUGCUGAGCCUUCGCGCGAGGCUUAACCACUACUCGGAGCUCACGGAUUCCCUCCCCGACAUAUUUUGGGACAGCCGAUCUGAACUGGGCCUGGAAGGGUACUACGAACAGGUCGGACGGGCGUUGGACGUCAACGUCCGAAUCCGGACGCUGAACCAGAAGAUGGACUACGCGCAAGAGAUUGCCAGCGUAUUGCGAGAGAUGUCGAGUGAGCAGCACAGCACGAGGCUGGAGUGGAUCAUUAUUAUCCUCAUUGCCGUUGAGGUUGUCUUCGAGGUGAGGAGGAUCGUCCUCGAAUACAGAGAAGAAAAAGCAAAGGGGGACGAGGUGGUGGAAGCAGAGACACCCAAGUACCUAGGUAGGGCAACGGAUGUCUAG
Molecule: messenger RNA, 1275 nt
Organism: Colletotrichum higginsianum IMI 349063
Lineage: Eukaryota; Fungi; Ascomycota; Sordariomycetes; Glomerellales; Glomerellaceae
Product: YagE family protein
Exons: 1
Coding region: 1-1275 (424 amino acids)
Biological process (GO): positive regulation of mitochondrial translation
Source: RefSeq, a predicted model, not a curated record